AUGAGUCUCAGUCUAGGUAUGUUGGAGCUGGGAGUGGCAGCACAGUUUGCCCUGAAAAAUGAAAUCCAAAAUGAUCGUGGAAGCUUCCCUUCAGGCAAGAUGUCUGAGAACUUUCGAGAGAAGCCCAAGCGGUUGUGUGAAUCGUCUUGCAGGCGCCACUUCAUCUUAAUGUCUGGCUUCCCAAUCUUCCCGAUGAAUGCCUUAUCCUACAGAGUUUGUAAACUGUACAUUUAAUACAAUGUGAAAUAAGAGGGUGAUGUUUCUAACCUGAAAGUGGCUUUCUAGGCAACCAACAGCCAAGAAGAUUCCCAAGGGCGAGAUCUGGUGACCAACACUUUAAAAUAUAAACAGCGAGUAAGUGAAGGAGUGAAAUGUGUAAGGAACUGAUAGAUAAGGGGGAAAGGGGGGCAAAUGCAGAAACUCAGCAAAAGGGGGCAUAUGACUCAGUUUUCAGAAGACAAGAGAAGGCUGUUUGGAGAAGGAAUUUCAUAUCAGCCCUGCGCCACCCACACCUGGUAACAAACUACGUUGAUAAGCAUCAUGAGAACACCAAAUAAAAUGGAGCAAUUUAAGAAACAAUGGCCAGUUGGAAGUUAUAUCUGAAGAAAUGGCAGCAGAUCAAAGGAAGAGAAGAAACCCAACACAAGAACUAGUAAGCUGGGAGGAAAAUAACGAUUAGCAACUAGAAAAUUUGUAUUUAAGGGUACAUUUACACAAACCUGCUUUCAUCAGCUGCAGGGAAUGGUUUGAGAAACAUAAGCGCACACCAUUGUCCUUCGCUUCCCUUUUCCCUGUCCCAAGGUAAAUGUUGCCCCAAUAUAAACAUUCUCUGAGCCCAAGUCCCCUGUGCUUUGCCUCUGGGCACUGCCAAGACCAGCUUCCCAUAGCGGGAGAGAGAUCUCAAGUAGUCAGCACUGAUGGCAAAUAUGCGGUUGUGAAGUAUCCGGGGCAUGCAAAACACCACAACUGCAAUACUUGGGGUAUAGGACACGGGGGGCCUUCUAGUGGUUCCCUCAUUGCAAGAAGUGGUUACAGGGAACCAAGCACAGGGUCUUCUUGGUAGUGGUGCCGUCCCUGUGGAACAGCCUCAGGGAGGCUCAGGGAGUGGUGCCGUCCCCUGUGGAACGGUGUCAAGGAGAUAAAAAACUACACAACUUUUAGAAGACAGCCCUGUAUUGGAAAGUUUUUAGUGUCUGGUGUUUUAUUAUGGUUUUAUAUGUGUUGGAAGCCACCCAGAUGGGUGGGGUAUAGAAAGAAGAGGAGGAGGAGGAGGAAUGACAAAGACGUAUACCUAAGAACAUACCCUCCAGCAUUUCUCUGAUGAAAAUAGGGAAGUCCCAUUCCAUAAUGAUACUUUUACUAUUUAUGCCCCACACAUCUUACUGGGUUGCCCCAGCCACUCUGGACAGCUUCCAAUAUAUAUAAAAACAUUAAAAAACAUUAAAAAAAUUAAAACCCCUUUCCUAUACAGGAUUGCCUUCAGACGAUUCAGGGGGUCGGAUAACUCCAUUUAUCUGAUGAAUAUAGGGACAUCUUAAGGAAAACUUGGACAUUCCAGGAUCAAAUCAGAAACCGGCACAGCUUCUCUAAAUCAGGGACAUCCCUGGAAAAUAGGGACACUUGGAGGGUCUGUAAGAACAGUCCUGCUGGAUUAGGAGAGUGGCCAUUUUAGUCCAGCAUUCUGUUCUCACAGUGGCUAAGCAGAUGCCCAAAGGAAUCCUGCAAACAGCACUCAUUUCCCCAGCAACUAGCAUUCAGAAGCAUCUUGUGGAGGUAGACUGUAGCCAUCAACAGCCUUGCGAUUCAUGAAUUUGCCUCAUCCUCUUCUAAAGUCAUCCAAGUCGAUGGCUGUCACUAUACCCUGCAGGAGCAAAUUCCAGGGUUUAAUUAAGGGCUGUGUGAAGAAGAGUUUCUUUUUCUCUCUAUUGAAACUUCCAAUGCUCAUCUUCAUUGGACUGGUCCCCCCAAUUCUACUGGUGCAUAAUUUCACAGACAAACAAGAAAGUAGAGGAGAAGGCUUCACAGCAACAAGUUGUUCACAUCAACUGAAGUUGCACAAAAAGGAAGUGAGAAGUGAUUGGUUCCCUGUGCUCACCUGAACCUAGGUAGCUCAGCUCAUCCCAGGGAUUAGCUGUCCUUCAGUAUCUACUGUAGUGUUUGCAACUCUUUUUGGACUACAACUCCCAUCAUCCCUAGCUAGCAGGGCCAGCGGUCAGGGAUUAUGGGAAAUGUAGUAAAGAACAACAACCCAGCGGGCGACCCAUGUUUGGGAAACAGUGUUUCUUCACAGUGACUCAGACUGGCAGCCUCAUGUUCACAUGGCCCCGAUAGGCGACUGGUGGAACAUGGCAAAGUGAGAGUGAAAAUAAAGGGAGACAAAUGGAAAAGCUGUUAGAAUUAGGCCCCAUCCACACUAUACCGUCAAAGCAGUAUCUUACCACUUGAAACCGUCAUGGCUUCCCCCCAAAGCAUUCUGGGAACUGUAGUUCAUUAUGAGAGUUGUUAGUCGACCCACAUGCCCCUCACAGAGCUACCGUUUCCAGAUCGCCUGUCAAGCCGCUCUGAUAACUGUAGCUCUGUGGUGGAGAUAAGGUUCUCCAAACAAGUCCCAUCGCCCUUAACAAACUACACUUCCCAGUAUUGACUAAAGGGCUGCAGUGGCUCCCCAUCUGUGGAAUGCUCUCCCCAGGGAAGUUCGCCUGGCGCCUUCAUUGUACACCUUUAGGCUCCAGGCAAAAACGUUCCUUUUUCACCAGGUUGAUCCGAUUUACAUACUAUGCCCUUUUAAAAUGUGUUUUUUGGGGGGGGCUAUUGGGUUGUUGUUAUUUUUAUUAGGUAUUUUGUGGUUUUAUAUCUUGAUUUUAUUCUGGGAACCGCCCUGAGACCCCCGGGUAUAGGGUGGUAUAUCAAACAAACAAACAAACAUUCUUUGUGGGAGGCCAUGACAGUUCCAAGUGGUAGGAUACUGAUUUGAAGGUACUGUGCAGACUCCAUACAGUGGUACCUCAGGUUAAGUACUUAAUUCGUUCCGGAGGUCUGUUCUUAACCUGAAACUGUUCUUAACCUGAAGCACCACUUUAGCUAAUGGGGCCUCCUGCUGCCACUGUGCUGCCAGAGCACGAUUUCUGCUCUUAUCCUGAAGCAAAGUUCUUAACCCAAGGUAAUAUUUCUGAGUUAGCAAAGUAUGUAACCUGAAGCAUAUGUAACCUGAGGUACCACUGUAGUCCUGGAGAUGAGCCAGAGUAAAGAGAGCCCAAGAAACAACAGGCUAAAUCAGGACCCAUGAAGCUAGGUGAUGUGACCACCUUAGGCAGCAAGAUCCCCAUGUAGAUCUCUAGUCUGCCCUUGUUUCUGAAGUAGAUCUUCACUCACCCCUUCUUUCCUGGGGGGCGGGGGAGCACUACUUGCUUGUUCGUCUCAGGUACCCAAAUGUCUCGGGCCACCCCUGGACUUAAUGCUCAGAGGUCAUUACAUGGAAGUAAAUGUUAGCCUUGGAUUAUCCCUAACUAAAAACACCGCGAGGUCCUGUUCUCUUGUAGCAAGCGGCAGGUUCCAGAGUGCGCAGCUGUGCUCUGGCUUUCUUUGAGGAGAAUGUGGCUCCUAUUUACCCAGCAUGCCGCACUCCUUAAAAAUACCUGGCCGUAAAUGAGGGGAAGGGGAAGCUUCCGGGUGCUUUGGGUUUCCCAAAAUCCAGGUUCCCAUAACGGAAACGAGGCGUAUGUGUGUUUUGGGGGACUGCUGUGGUUUGAUUGCCGAGUGCCUGACAUUGUGGACCCAGCAAAUCACGCAGCCCUUGGAAACCCCAGAAGAUGUCCCAUGCGCCAAAUGUCAGAGUCAGCACAUUCCAAAAUAAAAGGGAAAAUGCAAUGAAUAAGAAGAAGGUGGUGAUAAUAACAAUAAUAAUAAUAAUAAAGACAAGAGUAAGAUAUUCAGUAAAAAAAAAAGGACAGCAAUCGCUAUUCCUGAUCGGUGCGAUUUCUUCCCUACCUGCACCCCCCCUUCCCCUCUUUCUUCUUUCAGCCAGACGACAGGCAAUCAUUUACAUGAGGCUCUCCAUUAUACGCCGAAAUAACAGUGCAGUUUUCAUUAACAAAAGAGACUGCCUCUCUCCUCUUGGUUUGUGUUGUCAAGAUACUUUAGCUGAAAUAUACAGCGAUUUCCAACACUUACCCUGCUUGUCACACUGAGAGUGAAAUAAUGGCUGACAUUAGGAAGAUUAUUUCUCUGCAAUAAAAUUACCUUUCACAACAUAUUUCUAUCUAAGUGGAAAUGAUAGAAAUCAUAGAUUCUAUUUUCAAAUGGAGGGACGGGGUGGAGUAAAGGGAGAAGAGAAUGAAAGCAACAGGAUUUCUCCCUCCACCCCACCUCCCCAGAGCCAGUCAGGAAGGCAGCGCAGGGAAAACGCAGGCCUGUCUGCCAACAGAGGCCUAAAUGGAACGCCGUGGAUUUGCCAAAAAAUAAAAGAGGAAGACCAAAAAUGCUUUAAUAACAGGUACAAUAGAUUCAAACGAGUGGCUCCCCUUUCACACACAGGGCAAGCUUAAAGUUUUGUGGGGCACAAAGUAGGAUUGGGGAGCCGGGGAUCUGCCUUAACGGGCAAUCCGUUGCAAAACUGACCUUAUCAGCAGCUAAGAAAGUCUGUUGCAGGACUCUGCAGGUGGCCAGCCAAUUUGCACCAGGAAGGUGACAUCUGAAAUUAUAUCUGCAUAGCUUUUGCUGCUUAAAGCCUGGGAUAGGGAUGGAUGGGGUGGGGGGGUGGGCAGCAAAUUUGAUUCAGUUCACAUUUAAAAGCGAACCUACCUCAUCUGCACUUUUUGAAACAACUCCUGAAACAAAACAUAGUCACCCUUGGAAAUUCCCUCAAUUUUUUCCAUGCAGCCAAGUACAAAAACGCACAUGCUAGGGUAAAGUGUGCCUAAAAAUACAUACCGUAGAUGAUCAUUUUGCGGGGUUUUUUGUUCCCAGCCCCUGUAUGCAUCAACGAAGUGCAUCAUAGGGUUGCCAUAUUUUGGAGAUCAAAAAAAAGAUUACACAUUUGCCGACUUCUACUUUUAACUAUGGAUCGCUGUGAUGACUCUACCCAUGAAAAUUACGACAUGCUCUGGAAAAAGAGGAUAUAUAGCAAGUCUGACGCCCUGCCCUGUUACACCCCGUCCCCGCCCCGAUUCCACCCUUUUUGUGACAUAUUUUGUGACAUUUUCGGUGAUUUCCGGGCUCAGCGCUGUGCAUGUGUGCACAAUCACACAUCUUUGGGAUGCGUGUCAAUCGGUCAUGGCCUGUACGUUAGUGAUGACCACCAGCCUUCUAAAAUGUGAGCUGAGCUUGCUUUAGGGUUUUCCUGAAUAACAGAGGUACGUUUGUCAAGGAAUCCCCGCUGGCUGCAGCUCUCUGUCCAACGAGCCUGGCACCACUCAUGUAUGAAACGGCCCUCAUUUCAAAACUAAUCUUUAGUCAGACCAAUGUCUGGAUCAGACCAAGCACACAUCUUGCCCAGCAUUCAGUUCCCCAAAUGCCUCUUGGGAAGCCCAUGAACAAGGCACAAAGGGAGCAGUCUAUUCCUUCCCAGAAACAGGUACCCAGAGAUCCACCUGAUCCUAGAUCAGCCAUCUUGGUUAGUAAUCAUUGGUGGACCUCUUUUUCUCCACAAAAUCUGUCUGAACCUCCUUUAAAAGAUCAGUUCCAGUAUUAUGAGAGGCAGAGAAUAAGGUGUGUUUCCAUUUUCUCCUUAUCAUGCAUAAUUCUAUGAACUAUCAAAAUGCCUCCCUUUAGUCAUCUUUUUCCUUAAACCAAAAAGAGAAACAACUCCCCAUAUUUUUGCUUUUCUGGUAUCUUUGGUCAUUUUUGGUUGCCCUAUUUCUCACAUUCAAUCUGGGACCAAAGCACCAAUAAAACUUCCUUGGGACUGGAAUUGGUUAGCCUCUAGUGAGUUUCCUUGACGAACCACAGCAAUUCCAACAGUGUGGCCAUGUACCCUACUUGACAGAGGCAGUCCUCUAUCUCAAAUGCUGCCAGAGAGGAUAAACAAUCCAAAGAAAGGAGAGCAGCAAGAGGGGGUUUAAAUUUGCCCAUCAACCAUUUGCACCCAGACAGCAGGAUGUGCUGGCACACGGGACACCGAAUCUCAGGUCGCCUCUCACCCCCUAUGGUGAGAUGUACAGUGGUACCUCAGGUUAACUUAAUUCGUUCCAGAGGUCCAUUCUUAACCUGAAACUAUUCUUAACCUGAAGCACCACUUUAGCUAAUGGGGCCUCCUGCUGCCGCCACACCGCCGGAGCCCGAUUUCUGUUCUUAUCCUGAAGCAAAGUUCUUAAUCUGAAGCACUAUUUCUGGGUUAACGGAGUGUGUAACCUGAAGCGUAUGUAACCUGAAGCGUAUGUAACCCGAGGUACCACUGUAUUUCUAUUUAAGCUGCGCAACUAUUUCUAACUUCCAUCUAUAAAGAUUGAUUCACGUAUGCACAUUUCAUUGAGCCUUUCCCUUCCCCCUCAUUUUUAAGAAUGGCGCAAGUGGCUGCCGUAAAUCACUUGUGCACGCACCUCCAGACUAGCAUUCUGGAGAACAGAAUCUCUUCUGUCCCCCUCCAAGAGUGUUUUUUGCAUAAACGAAGAGCAAAUAUUCUUGGAAAAGCACCUCUCCGCACACAUCCACACCAGCCAGUCCCCAGGCAUCCUUUUGUAGUUUAACCUGCACGAGGGGGAAAUGGUUCUUUGCUCUGUUCAAAUCUGACCACAUUGCUGGCAUUUUUCUGCUUUCGCUCCAAUGUCUGGGUAUCGUAAGAAGGCACAGUGUGUUAAAACUGCACAACCCCGCACCUCGGGGAAGAGAUAGGGAGCCUGCCUGCUCCUUCCCCAGCCAAUGUUCCAAGUUCUCAUAGUGUUAACUGUCUUCUCUUUAAAUCCCUUCAGUUCUGCCUGCCACCGAGGGCGACCCAGAUCACAUUAGAUUCCCAAAGCAAAGGGAACGGUUCUCAUCUAUCCGUCACCAAGGAGGCAGACAGGACCGGGGAACAACAAGGCAUUUGUACCUGAGGAGGAGGACACUCCUGGGAAACAAACAGAUGAGCCACCCCACGAAUCCGAGCUAUUCUCCAGAGGUAAACAGAACUGCAUGAGAAACACACAAAUUAUCAGGGACAUCUCGGUAAUUCUCCCUUGCUUCAAGCUGCUGGUGAGGUGGGCUCGGGGUCUGAAACACUACAUUGUCCCAGGGGUCGAGCGUGUGAGAAUGUUAACCCUUGGAAAAUAAUGAGGAUGUUGGGGGAAGGCAGGGGGAGAGCGGGGGGCGGGGAGAGGAGGCAGGCCCCAGCCUCGCAGAGACCUGCCAUUCAUUUCACAACCACCACAACAUGCUGAGCAAGCCCUUCCCAAACCACAUGGCAUUAUGCCCAAGGCAGAGGCAUGCUUAACUAACACACACACACACACACACACACACACACACGAGUUCCCCUGCUACAUCUUUGUGAGAAUCACGGGCCUGCUUAAAACAAUCCCGUUGUAUCAGUGGAAAUUGGUGGGUUGCUUUCAGUAUUAAGUCCCAAACAGACAUGUUUUCCCACGUAACAGGGAUAACACCAAGGUUGCAGGUUUGAUCCCCGUAUGGGACAACUGCAUAUUCCUGCAUUGCAGGGGGGGUUGGACUAGAUGUCCCUCAUGGUCCCUUCCAAAUCUGCAAUUCUAUGAUUCGAAGUGCGCCUCCAACUGCCCCAUUUUAAUUAAAAAUUAAAAAUGCUGAAUGGUCUCAUUCCAAGGGCAACUCAGGCUGCGUUCACAUGGCAGAUUAAUGCAUUUUCACAGUGUUUUCCUAAUUGCUUAUUUACACGUUAUACAGUCGUACCCCCGCUUACGUAUCCCUCCAGUUAUGUAAACUUCAGGAUACGUAAGCGGCAAAGUAUAUUACCGGGUUUUUGCCGUGCAUACAUGCGCAGAAGUGGUGUCUCCGGUUGCGAAAACCUCGGGAUCUGGCCGGACCUCCGGAACGGAUCCUGUCCGCAACCAGAGGUACCACAGUAUUUGAGCUUUCACACAAUGUAAAAGCCACUUCUGGAACAAUGGUGGAACUAUAGUGCAUGUUUAGUACUCAUUUCCAUCUUACUUGCAAAUGGAUAUUUUCUGGAAGCAAAAUGCGUACUAUUUUUAUUUUUAAAUUUGCAUACCACCCUUCAUCCGUAGAUCCCAGGACAGUUCUCAACAUAAAAAUACAAGGUAAAAACACAAAAUGCAUAAUAAAAACAAGAACGAACAAACAAGUAAACAAACCAAAAACAAAACAAAAACCCCUCCACUCCCACCCUCUACCACAAACACGUUAAACCUUGCACUAUAUUCCACUAUAGUUCCAGAAGCGGCUUUUACAUCAUGUGAAAGCUCAAAUACAGUGAGGAACUUAAUAAAAGUAAUGACAAUUGAAUAAAUUGCUGUGUGAAUGCAGCCUCAGCAUGUCAAAGCAACACUGUGUCCUGAGGGCCCUUACAGAAGGCACUGUCAGGCAUAAUGUCGGAAAUAAAUGGGGGUGGGCAGAAAUAAACAUAUAAAAUGACAUUUUAGAAAAAAAUAAAUGCACUUUAUAGUUAGCACCAAAAUGAUGCAUUCCUAAAAUUAAACACAAUUAGCAAAAUGGUCUAAUUGUGUCCUUUGGUAUGAAGUUCUUCGUUCUGAUCUGUGAGUGAAAAAACUAUACCCAAUUUACUUAUGUCAAGACCCAGCACAAAGUAUGCAUUCCGCCUGUUGCUUUCAUUGCUAAAUGAGCUGCCUGAGCAAUGGUACAUGUGGGACUGCAGAGCUUCCACAGGCAAACCUUUGAAAAACAUAUGUUAUAAUUGUUGGCAUCCCUCAAGGGACACUGAAGUGCUCCUCCAGAGAUGAAGUCAAACGCUGGAGAAUCACAGCGCCUGCUGUGGCUGCAGAGACCAAUAACUCAUAAUGGCUGCCUCCCACAUUGCUUUUGCUGCAUUAGGAGCACCAAAGGGACCUCUCCAGGGCACAAUCCUAGGCAGUGUGUUGUGGAAGUCCUGGGUUGCCCAGAGGUCAAGACACACCCCCCCCAGCCUUGCCGGACUGGUCCAAAUAAAAGCAGAGGAAUGUGUUUGGCACCAGCUUGGCUGCAGGAGUUGCCAGAAGGAGGCAUACAAGAUACCACCCAACUAUCUUAGGGAUGCUACUCUGGAUUUGUGUAGGGUUUACUCCUUAGCCUUUUCUUCUCCUGAAGACAUCCCACAAGGCAGCAGAGGUUUAGGAUCAGAGUUUUCCUUCUCCUAGAUGAACUACCCAGGUGGAUGAGCCCCACUUGCCCCUCACUUCCCUCUACAGCACACGCAGAAACCACCUUCUUGACUGUUGGACCACCAAGCCAAACUCAACCCACCAGCUGUGAAUUUUGGGGUGAGGAGUCCAAGAGCUUUCUGGACAAGAGCUUUUAAGACAAGGUGGCUGAGUGGCUUCAUUCUUUUCUGAAGCAAGGGGUGGGGGAAACCGCUCGUCAUUGCUUCAGCAGUGUCUUGGCUUCCCGCAGCAGGUAGCUUUCUAAGUGGGAAUAUAAUGCCUCAUUGAGAAAAAUGCUACAUCACAAAACAGUGUUCCAGGCUGGAAUAGAAUGCACAGUAGGAGUGGCUCUACAUCAUGUAACACCAUUCCCAGAGGGUAUUGGUUCCAAAUGCUGUGAGCCUCCUCCAGGAAGCCAAAAAAGCCAAGCCAAUGAAAUCCUUAGCUACCUAUCUAGAAUUGCUCCAAUGUCUUUAUCCUGGCAAUAUGUUGACUGUUAACUGUUUGCACGGUACAAACUUAAGAUUAUGAAGCCUGUGAUGCAGUGCAAACAUGGAGGGAAAUAUCCGUGCACAAAGAACCAUGAGCUCAUACUUGAAAUAAAUGGUUGGUUGUUGUGAAGGAAUGGGCAGCCCAAUUUUCCCUAGAUGUCCAAUGCUUAGUUUGAAAUAUGGAUUACAAGGUAGAGUUCGUUCAGCUGGUUUUGGUGACAGCCAUGGAGUAAAUCCAAGGAAAUCAAUGGACUUUCCCCCCAUGAAUUCCAAUGGAUAUGUUCCAUGUCUCAGUUGGCGAUAUUGUACUAUAUAAUAAAAUUAAGAGGCUGUCGUCAUGCUGUAGUUCCUGGGGCAACCAAUAGGUAGCCACAGAAACUCCAGCAUGAAGAAAGAUUCAUAUGUGAGCACACAAGCGGUAUGGGUGGCAGCCAGCCAGGUCAGCUGUUUAAAAGUGAGAGCCACUUCAGAGUGUGGUUCGACAAACCACUCUCUGAAGUGCCUCUCCCCCACCCAAUAAACAUUGCUAUCAUGGCAAUUAACAGAGUGGGGAAGUGCUUCAGACAGCAAUUUGCCAAACCAAUUUAUGAAGGGCCUCCCACCCUCCUUUAAAAAGGGGUGGGAUGGGGUAAACUGUGAAUGGAGGUGGGCUUGGGGCAAGUAGGGAGGGUUUGGGUGAGCUGGGAAGGGAUGGGUUGCAGCAAACUGUGAGAGGUGGGGUGAGCUAUGAUUGGGAGGUUUGGGAAAGCCGUGAGGGAAUAGGGGGUGGGUGGGGUGUAAAGAGAGAGUGAUUUGUUGAGGUGUAAAGGGAGGAUGGGUUGUGGGGAAAGUGAGAUUGGCAGGUAGGCAGUACUGGAGACCAGAGUGGCAGCGCCUUUGUUGUUUAGUCGUGUCUGACUCUUCGUGACCCCAUGGACCAGAGCACGCCAGGCACUCCUGUCUUCCACUGCCUCCCGCAGUUUGGUCAGACUCAUGUUCGUAGCUUCGAGAACACUGUCCAACCAUCUCGUCCUCUGUCAUCCCCUUCUCUUGUGCCCUCAAUAUUUCCCAACAUCAGGGUCUUUCCCAGGGAGUCUUCUGUUCUCAUGAGGUGGCCAAAGUAUUGGAGCCUCAGCCUCAGGAUCUGUCCUUGCAGUGAGCACUCAGGGCUGAUUUCCUUAAGAAUGGAUAGGUUUGAUCUCCUUGCAGUCCAUGGGACUCUCAAGAGUCUCCUCCAGCACCAUAAUUCAAAAGCAUCAAUUCUUUGGCUGUCAGCCUUCUUUAUGGUCUAGCUCUCACUUCCAUACAUCACUACUGGGAAAACCAUAGCUUUAACUGUAUGGACCUUUGUCGCAAGGUGAUGUCUCUGCUUUUUAAGAUGCUGUCUAGGUUUGUCAUUGUUUUUCUCCCAAGGAGCAGGCAUCUUUUAAUUUCGUGGCUGCUGUCACCAUCUGCAGUGAUCAUGGAGCCCAAGAAAGUAAAAUCUCUGACUGCCUCCAUUUCUUCCCCUUCUAUGUGCCAGGAGGUGAUGGGCCCAGUGGCCAUGAUCUUAGGGGUUUUUUAUGUUGAGCUUCAGACCAUAUUUUGCGCUGUCCUCUUUCACCCUCAUUAAAAGGUUCUUUAAUUCCUCCUCACUUUCUGCCAUCAAGGUUGUGUCAUCUGCAUAUCUGAGGUUGUUGAUAUGUCUUCCGGCAAUCUUAAUUCCGGUUUGGGAUUCAUCCAGCCCAGCCUUUCGUAUGACGAAUUCUGCAUAUAAGUUAAAUAAUCAGGGAGACAAUAUACAGCCUUGUCAUACUCAUUUCCCAAUUUUGAACCAAUCAGUUGUUCCAUAUCCCGUUCUAACUGUACUUCUUGUCCCACAUAGAGAUUUCUCAGGAGACAGAUAAGGUGAUCAGGCACUCCCAUUUAUUUAAGAACUGGCCAUAGUUUGCUGUGGUUGACACAGUCAAAGGCUUUUGCAUAGUCAAUGAAGCAGAAGUAGAUGUUUUUCUGGAACUCUCUAGCUUUCUCCAUAAUCCAGCACAUGUUUGCAAUUUGGUCUCUGGUUCCUCUGCCCCUUCGAAAUCCAGCUUGCACUUCUGGGAGUUCUCAGUCCACAUAUUGCUUAAGCCUGCCUUUUAGAAUUUUAAGCAUAACCUUGCUAGCGUGUGAAAUAAGUGCAAUUGUGCGGUAGUUGGAGCAUUCUUUGGCACUGCCCUUCUUUCUGAUUGGGAUGUAGACUGAUCUUCUCCAAUCCUCUGGCCACUGUUGAGUUUUCCCAACUUGCUGGCAUAUUGAGUGUAGCACCUUAACAGCAUCAUCUUUUAAAUUUUUAAAUAGUUCAGAUGGAAUAACAUCACUUCCACUGGCCUUGUUAUUAGCAGUGCUUUCUAAGGCCCAUUUGACUUCACUCUCCAGGAUGUCUGGCUCAAGGUCAGCAACCACACUACCUGGGGUAUACGAGACUUCCAUUUCUUUCUGGUAUAGUUCCUCUGUGUAUUCUUGCCACCUCUUCUUGAUGUCUUCUGCUUCUGUUAGGUCCUUUCCACUUUUGUCUUUUAUUAUGGUAAUCUUUGUACGAAAUGUUCCUUUCAUAUCUCCAAUUUUCUUGAACAGAUCUCUGGUUUUUCCCAUUUUAUUGUUUUCCUCUAUUUCUUUGUAUUGCUCAUUUAAGAAGGCCCUCUUGUCUCUCCUUGCUAUUUUUCGGAAAUCUGCAUUCAAUUUCCUGUACCUUUCACUAGCUCCCUCACAUUUUGCUUGCCUUCUCACCCCUGCUAUUUGUAAGGCCUCGUAGGACAUCCACUUGGCUUUCUUGCAUUUCCUUUUCAUUGGGAUGGUUUUCGUUGCUGCCUCCUGUAUAAUGUUACGAGCCUCCAUCCAUAGUUCUUCAGGCACUCUAUCCACCAAAUUGAAAUCUGAGAUAUUUUGUUCAAGUUACCGGGAUGAAACUUGAUCUUGAAAAUAUGAAGAAUUUUAUUAAAAUUUUAUGCAAUAAAUAUCAUGUUACUGGUUUCACAUCUUCAUCUCUUUUUCCUUUUCCUUUUGCUAUAUGAAUCUCUAAAUAGUUUACACUGAUGAUUCUAGCUUGCUAACCUAUCAUAUCAUUCAAUUAAUGAGUUCAGUUUCCAUGACUUGUGAAGCAAUUUGCAACAUCGAAUUGCUGAAUGUUCCCCUGGUGAAAAUAACCUCCCACCACCUUGCAAUUAACAGAAUGUUCAGGUCAGUUCCGUAAUUCCAUUUUACUCCCAUUACCGUUUAUAAAAGAAGAGCAGUUUCUGCAGGAGUAGAAACGAGCACAUUUCCUGCCACUGCUCUCAAGAAUGGUGGUGACUUCUGUGCUUGUUAGAAAUCAUUUCGAUAGACCAUAAUCCAGGGAGACCAGGUGGCACUUUAGCUUUUUGUUUUCCGAAGGUUAAAAAGGAAAACUAUUUCAUAGGUUGUAGGUUAAGUCUGUAGCCUUCGAACCUUUCUUUUGAGGAAUAUUCCAUUGACAUUCCAUUCCAGGAUCAGAGUGCACAAUACAGUUUGGCUUGGCCUCAUUUUUCACUGAGUUUUUGGAAAUAUGUAGAAUCGUAGCACUGAUAGGGAUCUCGAAAGCUCCUCAAGCCCAACCACCAUCCAAAACAGGAAAUCCACUACUACAAGUUUUGCCCAGUCUUUUGGAACGUAUUCCUUGCAGCCCCACCCAAAUUAUAUGUAAUCAGAAGUGAUUCCUGCUGAGAAUUUCUAAGUAGGAUUAGAGACUUUCACUUAGAGUGGCCGUGUGUCCUAUUUUACAGAGCACGGUCCCCUCUUUCAGCAGUGGCUAGCUUGUGGCCCUCUGGAUGUUGUUGGACAUGGUGACCACAUCUUAGCUCCCCCCGUUCUCUGUCUGAAGGGUUGUCCUGCCCAAAUCUGGUUUAAUGCUAAAGAUCUAUACAAGCAAGUGUGGUCCUUGCAGUUGCCCACCCACAGUUAGCAGCACAGGCACAGCAGACUGAGAAGGUCCACAGGUUGCAGUCUUCCUCAUUAGGGUACUAUGUAUUGCGUCUCUAUUUAAACUAUAGUAAUUAAAUAUUUCUAAUUUUUGCAUCGAUACAGAUCCAUUGGCACAUGCUAAUCAUAUGCAGACCUGUGUCCUCUUUCUUCAGAGAUGCCAGGAACUGAGCCAGAGAGUGCAGAUCAUACGCUGUGCCACUGAGUUGCUAAGCUAAAUAGUACAACAAUAAAAUAAUAUUUGGAACAAAUUACUCCAUUAUAAUUAGGCACAGAUAAGUCCUGAUAGCUUCAUUUGAAACUGAGACCUUGGGCUUACCAGAGUAUCAGUUCAAACACUUCCCCUAAUGCUUUUGAUUCUAUCUCUUCAGGGGAACAGGGAAAUAGCUUUGCUGCAGAGCAAAGGUAAACCGCAGGAGAGCUGACAUUGACUAAGCACAUGGCAAAGUGUGCUAACUCUUCGCUUGAGCAGGUAUAAGAAGGGACGUCUGCACACUCUGCCAGUAAAAUAUGGGCUUCUAUUGCCAUGCAGAUACCACAAGGAGCAUCACAAUAAAGCAUGAAUCUCUCUCUCUCUCUGUGUUUCAUUCACUGGACACAAUCCGAUGGAGAUUGACAUUCAUGCCACCUGCAUUUGAGUGUCACUGCCCUACCGGCUAUCUAAUCAAGGCUUGUUUGCACCUCUUAAGGUUACGUUUCCCCACCACCAUUUUGCAAGUGGGACAUCGUGAUUCAGAUCCAAAUCUGAUAUAGACUUUGGACAUUCUGAGGUCCAAAUUUGCUUCCCACCACUACCACCACCACCACCUUUGCCUCGUAAGGCUGCUCAAGAAUCCUACGUCAGUAUCCUUUUUGAGGUGAGGGAAGCAGAACUGUUCACAGUAUUUCAAAUGUGGUAGCUUGUGGCCACAGAGAGUGCAAUCCAUUUCAGAUGCACACACCCCACACAGUCACACACCAAGAUAUUCCAUUCUUGCAGGCCUGAUAUGAGAGCCUGCCCAGCCCAUCUUCCAGUUCCUUGACCCCAUCUCUUUUCUUCCUCUUCAGUAGUCUGUGCCUCUUCCUGUGCCUUUGUUACAUGGCUCCCAGCAGAAUUAUCUUCAUAAAAACUGUUUGAUUAAACAGGCUCUCUCAACAAACAGGAGGUGUGUACAGCAAAACAGGACAAGAGUAUUAAUCAGAGGGUAAAUGUAUGGAAACGGUGCACAAAAGCCAAGCAGGUUGGUUUGUUUAGUCUUCUUUCACUGUUGCGCAUCUUCCUAAAUCUGCCUUUCCUGUCUGAGUCAAGGUAUUGUGCCCGACAGUAUUGUUACCUUCAAAAGCCAAGGUCAGGUUGAGGUAAAGCUCAGAAAAGAUGCAAGGGCAGGCAGCUCUAUUCUGCGAUGGGAACUUUUGCUGCAAGGUAUCAUCCCGAGGUCACCGGUUUACACCCUCUACGAUUUUCGUAAGUUCCUUCAUUAAAAAUUGAGGGUCGACCACAGUACAAAACAGACUGGCAAGCUGGCUUGAAAUUUCUAUCAAUAAUGGAUCAGUUCCUCUAUACUGAUUUCUUUCCAAUAUGACCCUUCGUUAUUUUUAGCACAAAAGAGAGUGUAUCUAAAUACACAACUCUGCUGAAGAGAGAGGGCAGAAAGAGAAGCCAUCACUCAGCUAGACUCAGCUGAACCACCAUCUUCCUGAGCUGCAGACUGUCACUGUCAAAGAUGGUGCAGCUGAACUCCAAGUACAGGCGAGACAUUUCCAUUUAAGAAAAAAAUAAUUCAGAUGCUAAGUUACCCUGGGUUGGCUAAGUACCGCCUUCUCCCUCCAGUUGUAUUGGACCUCAACUCCCACCAGCCUUUGCAGCACACCCUAUGGUUGGGGAUGAUGGGAGUCUGAGUCUAGCAACAUGCACAGGACAAUGGGUCCCCCAUCCCUGCCUAUCCGCUGAAAUAUCCACUGAGACAAACAACUGAGGAGAAUUUGUGCAAUAAAUUCAUAAAACAGCCAUGCAUGAUCAGAGGGGAUUGGCUGAACUUUCACAUCCUCCCACAAAUCCCUCAGACUUGGACUACACCAAAUAUCAUCCAGUUUUACUUUUCAAAUGAGAAUUUAUUUAUCUCAAUGUGUUUGAAAUAUUCCCUGAAAGACGUUUUCCCUGUCCUGUAAUGUGAUAUUGUUUCCUACCCCAACUGCUACUUCUGUUGUUCUGUUCACCUUCUUGUGUUAGUCACAUGGGUGAGCUCAACCAAUCAGGGAUUGUGCACUGAAUGAGGUGGCAUCAUGAUACCAUGCAACCAACACGAUUUAGCCAUGUGACGGAAUCAAUAAUGGUAAGUCAAUGGUAAGUGAAAGCUGGACCUUAAAGAAGGCUGAUCGCCGAAGAAUUGAUGCUUUUGAAUUAUGGUGCUGGAGGAGACUCUUGAGAGUCCCAUGGACUGCAAGAAGAUGAAACCUAUCCAUUCUGAAGGAAAUCAGCCCUGAGUGCUCACUGGAAGGACAGAUCCUGAGGCUCCAAUACUUUGGCCACCUCAUGAGAAGAGAAGACUCCCUGGAAAAGACCCUGAUGUUGGGAAAGAUGGAGAGCACAAGGAGAAGGGGACAACAGAGGACGAGAUGGUUGGAUAGUGUUCUUGAAGCUACCAGCAUGAGUUUGACCAAACUGCAGGAGGCAGUGGAAGAUAGGAGUGCCUGGCAUGCUCUGGUCCAGGGGGUCACGAAGAGUUGGACACGACUGAACGACUAAACAACAACAACAAGUCAAGUCAAUGGUGAGUGACAUCAAUCAAAGGAAAUGUAACUGAAUCAUCUACCAUUUUCACAUGGAAUUGGGGGUGGGGGGCUAACCAUAAAGGGGGGCAUUGUCUGAAACUGCCACAAUAAAUUGUAAGUAGUGUUAUAAUGAAGGUAGCUUAAACACUGAACUGCAGCGAAUGGAAUCAAGGAAGUAUUCAGACAAUGCUCUUCUUGCUCACAUGCUCAAUUAGAUAAUAUGUUAUCUAUUUUAUUUUAUUUCGAUUUGUAUCCUGCCCUUCCUCCCAACAGAGCCCAGGGUGACCAUGCAACAUCUCAGCAAGCUGUUCCAAAUCUGCUGAAACCAACCAUCUUUCAACUACUAAACAAUGUUUACAUGGGCAAAUACAACAUGUGAUCUGAGUUACCAUAGAAUUGCCUGGCAACCACUUUGCAAACCCUUCCACAAUUAUCCUCUGGCCUUCAUGCAAGUGAACCCCCCAGCCAACCAGUAAAUGCACCAAUUGAUUUUUAUUUCUGUUGGCAUCUUGUCUCUUUACCACAGAUGCCCCCUGCUACAAAGAUUUCUAUAAAUAUUUACACCCACAGUGAGAAAAUGCCCAUACGUUGUAUGCUAG
Messenger RNA from Podarcis lilfordi (Lilford's wall lizard), 17034 nucleotides. NCBI's taxonomy places the organism in Eukaryota, Metazoa, Chordata, Lepidosauria, Squamata, Lacertidae. The record is from the annotation of a GenBank genome assembly.